AUGAAAGUAGAUACAAACGAAAUAUUUAAAAAUUAUGAUCAUAGGAAAACCAUACAACACAUUGAGAAGCUUAGAAAUGACAUCAGCAGCAGAGAAGAAUCUAUUAAAAAUUUUUUAAAAGAAAAAAGCAACAAUGUGAUAGAUAAUACAAUAAAAAUUAAAAAUGUGUAUGGUAGUGUAGAAAAAAUAAAAGGUCACUUAGAAGACAUAAUUUACAAUUAUAACUAUUUAAUAGAUAGUGUUAAGAACACUACGUUGGUUAAUUUUAAAGAUUCUUUUGCACACACACAAGAGUUAAAUGAAUCUGAGAAAAAUAUCAUAAAAAAGGUAUGGGAAAAGAAAUAUGAUCGAUACAAUUUUAUAUUUCAAAAUUUGUGUAUUCAAAAAAAUGCCAGGGAAGGAGAAGAUUCCUGUGAUGUUGUGUUGUAUGAUACACACGAUGAUGCGUGUGAUUUGGUGAAAAAAGAAAAAGAAGAGUUAAUUAAUUAUGAUUGCUUUUGCUUAAACAACUACAUUAACCACAUAUAUUUUGAUAUCAAUAAAAAGAUAAGUGAGGAAAAUUACAUAUAUGUCUUAAAUAAAAUUUACACAGACAUAUUUAUAUGCUUGAAAGUGCUCAGUUCUGUACUUAAAAAUGAGGAAAUUAAAAAUAUUUACCUGAAAAUAUUUAAUAGCAAGAAAUCUAUUUACUCUUUAAAUUCAUAUGUAAACAAACAUAAGGAAAAUUUUUGUGAUAUUUUGUUGAAGUUGAUAUAUUCAUCCUACUACAACUUAACUUAUAACAGUUCUUGUAAAAUUAAAACUAUACCCAAAUCAGUAAUUGUUCUCUUACUUUUUCACAACAAACAGAAUUGUGAAGUCGUCGAAAUUAUAAAGAACGAUUUGUUCAAAGAAAUUCUGAACACUAGAAUAAAUUUAUUACACAAUAUUAUUGAAAAAAAAAAAAACAUUGAAAAUUUUCUCGAUUUUAACAAGCUGAAAACAUUAUUCCAAAAAGUUACAUAUCUGGUUUUACAUACCAAGUAUAUAUUUCUUCUACUAAUUGAUUUAAGCAAUAAAGAAUUACGACAAAAGGUGAUAGAAGGCAAAUAUGACAAUUUCGCAGAGACAUAUAAUUUUCUGGGAGAUGAUAAAAUUUCUCAAAAUUGUAUUAAUGAUAUGAAUGAAGGUCAUUAUGCAAACCGUGCAGAAGAUACUGAAAAGAAUUUCUUCCUGGAAAUAAUGCAGGAAGAAGUAUUUAUUUUACAGAAUACAUUUUACGAAAAGUUAAAAAAAAAUAAGCAGUAUUUCAACUAUGCUAUAAAUAGCAUGGAUGUGAUAGAAAAAAUUAUGAACGAAAGGAUCAUCGAGAAUUUCAGCUUAUUACACAAAACAUACCUCGAAUGUGUACAUUAUAUUUAUGAGUAUAUGAUAUACCUGUUACAUGUCUAUUAUUGCAAAAAUGGUUAUAACACAACUUGUAACGAUUUGUUCACAGAAUAUGUAAGUAUCAAUAAACUAUACAACAAAAUAAAAAACAAAAUUUUAAUAAAAGAAAAGUAUUUCCAUAAAUUUAUUAAAGAUAUCGAUUUUUACCUGAACAAUCAUUAUCUACAAGCUAUCCAUGACGAAUUUUUCGAAAUUUUUUUUUUCCUUUAUUUUAACAAAUUUGUGUGUGCAAUUCCAUUUUUUGACAACAACUCAAUUGAUAAGUGGAAGCUUAUGAUGAUGAGAUUUUUUCAGGUUUUUUUUCGCAAUAUAUCCUUAUCAUACGAGAGAACAUACGAAAUUCAAAAUUAUGUGUUUUAUUCUUUUCUUUUAAAUUCAUUUUAUUACUACUACGAAUUUUUUACUAUCGAUUUGAAUUCUAUAUAUACCGAAUUUAGUAAUGUGGAAUGUUACUACAGUAAAGAUACAAAAGGAAAAAAAAAAAUUCAAAAGCAUAUAUCAGAACAUUUUCAAAAAAAUAACAACGCAUCCAAGGAAAUGUAUUUUCACAGAGACUUUAAAAUCAUUUUGAAAGAAAAAAUUCACCCCCUUAUAUUUAGUGCAUACAAGCUCAUUAUGUUCAUAGAAAACAAAGAAAUUAAAAACACUGCAGAUCCUGAUUUUCUACUUGCAGGACAAAGUACUGAUGAAAUUUCAAAUUUUUCUAAAAUGUUCCAUUCUUUUAUGAACAUUUUGAAAAGACAAAAUGAGGAAAAUGUGAAUACGCAUGGGGAAGCGAACAAUUGCGAACAGUUUGAGAAUACCAACAGGAGUGCUUCCAAAAAGGAUAAAAACAAUUGCAAUUUAAAAAAGUUUACAAAUCUUUUAAAAUUUUUAAAAAAUACUGUUCAGGAUGAUGCAGCACACAUGGGACACAUCACAAACGACAAAUGUAGUAAUGGCACAACCGAAUGCAACAACAAUGAAGAUUGUGAAAAGGUUAACAAUGGGCACGAUAAAGAAAAGGAUAUAUAUUUUAAGGAAAAUGAAAAAUCAAACAGUUCUAUGAAUUUAUUAAAUUGCAUUGAAAAAAUUCAUACGAAAGAAAACGUAAGGGAGGACUAUAAGGAGCUCUUUUUUUACUUAAACAUUUUUAGUCAUUAUGAUAAAUGUUCUUGGAUUCGUUUCCUUAAAAGUCAAAGGGGGGUGGGUAAAAUCGUAAGCGAAUGGGUACCGAAGAAUGAUACCAAUGUCGAACCUAUGUUUUCCCUGAAUGACAUAAAAAGCAUUUUUCUGAACAUUGUAUAUAAAAUAGUGAAUACUUCUCUGAAAUGUUUCUGUUUGGAAUACUUAGACAGUUUGGAAAAGUACUUGCAUUAUUUUUUGAACAUGUUAAUAAAUACUGAUGUAAAAAAUAUAUUAUGUGAAAGAAUGAAUUGCCAUUUAGUGAACAUUUUCACCUUUUCUAACAUAUUUAUAUUAUAUAUUGAAAAGUUAAUGAGUACUGAACUGUACAGAAGCAUAAUAAUAUUUCUUGUAAAAAUUGUAUUGCAAAAGAAGAUAUACAAAAUUUAUUCUCAAUUUAUCAGCAAAUUGAGAGAAAUUUAUUUGAUUCAAUAUGAACAGAAGAAUGAUAAAAAUAGAACUUUGUUAAAUAAAAAAAUAACAGAAAUGUACAAUAUCAUGUUACUAGAUUUAUUAUUUUGUGAAUAUGUAUUAGAUAAUAAUAAUGUUAUACAUAAAUCUAUAUAUGAAAAUUUGAUCCUACGUUAUAGGAAUAAUGAAAAUUACUAUAUCGAGUCUUGUCUAUAUUUUAUUAACAUAUAUAAAGAGAAAUAUAACGUAUACAGUGAUAAAAAUUUGAAUGAAAGGAAUACAAAAAAACAUUCAUUCUUUAAAAAGUUAUAUGAAGAAGACAAGGAAAAAAAAAAAAAAAAAAAUCCAUCAAGCUACCUUUUUAGAAAUUUAAUUGAUAAUAUAUUGACCGAGCUAAAUAAGUUAGAUAAUCUUAAUGGCAUCAUCUUUCAAAAACAUAUACGCCACUUAGCUGAAAAUAUGAUACGGGAAUCGUACUUAUUAUAUUACUUAUUCGUCCAGGGUCCCAUAAUUAAUAAAGUUUUAGUUAAUCAGCAGCAGGAAGAAAAACAAAGUUCUCUCAAAAUUUUCAAUUUUAAUCAAGUUCAUUCCAUUCAUGAUGAUUUUAUUGAAGAUAAACUGUUUAAGUUUUUUUUUUUAAAGGUCUGA
Messenger RNA from Plasmodium gonderi, 3651 nucleotides. RefSeq lists its product as hypothetical. Bases 1 to 3651 code for a protein of 1216 amino acids. The transcript has a single exon. Lineage: Eukaryota; Apicomplexa; Aconoidasida; Haemosporida; Plasmodiidae. The record is from RefSeq and is a predicted model, not a curated record.